Messenger RNA from Centrocercus urophasianus (Greater sage-grouse), 2416 nucleotides. RefSeq names its product xenotropic and polytropic retrovirus receptor 1 (gene XPR1). Gene Ontology annotation, molecular function: inositol hexakisphosphate binding. The record is from RefSeq and is a predicted model, not a curated record. Bases 60 to 2138 code for a protein of 692 amino acids. Gene Ontology annotation, biological process: phosphate ion transport; cellular response to phosphate starvation. The transcript has 15 exons. Gene Ontology annotation, cellular component: Golgi apparatus; cytoplasm; plasma membrane. Lineage: Eukaryota; Metazoa; Chordata; Aves; Galliformes; Phasianidae.
GCAGUACCGGCGGCGGCCCGUUGGCAGGCAGGCGCCGCUAGGAGCGGCUCGGCGGCAGGAUGAAGUUCGCCGAGCACCUCGCGGCGCACAUCACCCCCGAAUGGCGGAAGCAGUACAUCCAGUACGAGGCUUUGAAAGAGAUGCUGUAUGCAGCCGUGGACCAGGCCCCUUCUAUAGAAGACACAGAUGAAGACACGGUAAAAAGAUGUUUUGCCACGUUUGAAGAGAAGUUCUUCCAAACCUGUGAGAAAGAACUUGCCAAAAUCAACAUUUUCUAUUCAGAAAAGCUUGCAGAAGCUCAGCGCAGAUUCACUACUCUUCGGACGGAGUUACAGUCAACGUUGGAUGCACAGAAAGAAGCCAGUGGGGCUUCCACGCUGCCGCGGCGCAGAAAGCCAGUCUUCCACCUGUCCCACGAGGAGCGUGUCCAGCAUAGGAAUAUCAAAGACCUGAAAUUGGCCUUCAGCGAGCUCUACCUCAGCCUCAUCUUACUGCAGAACUAUCAGAACCUGAACUUCACUGGUUUCCGCAAGAUCUUGAAGAAGCAUGACAAGAACCUGGAGACAACACGAGGGGCAGAGUGGCGCGUGGCCGAGGUGGAGGUGGCACCCUUCUACACCUGCAAGAAGAUCAACCAGCUCAUCUCUGAAACAGAGGAAGUGGUGACCAAUGAGUUAGAGGAUGGGGACAGACAGAAGGCUAUGAAACGUUUGCGUGUUCCACCUUUGGGAGCAGCUCAGCCUGUACCAGCCUGGACUACAUUCAGGGUUGGAUUUUUCUGUGGAUUGUUCGUUGCACUGAACGUGACUGUCAUACUUUCAGGUGUGGCUUUUAUAGAUGGACCAGAUGUGUGGCCACUGGUGAGAAUCUAUCGAGGUGGCUUUCUCCUAAUAGAAUUCCUCUUUCUCCUGGGUAUCAACACGUACGGCUGGAGACAGGCUGGUGUGAAUCAUGUCCUCAUCUUCGAGCUCAAUCCCCGCAGCAACCUGUCCCAUCAACAUCUCUUUGAGAUUGCUGGAUUUCUGGGGGUUUUGUGGUGCCUCAGCCUGCUGGCAUGUAUAUAUGGUAAAUUCAUCUACAUCCCUAUGCAGGUGAAUCCACUCAUCUUGUAUGGCUGCAUGUUGCUUUUUCUCAUCAACCCUACCAAAACCUUGUAUUACAAGUCCCGUUUUUGGCUGCUCAAACUAUUGUUUCGAGUGUUCACUGCUCCCUUCCACAAGGUGGGCUUCGCAGAUUUCUGGCUGGCUGAUCAGCUCAACAGCCUGGUUGUAAUACUCAUGGAUCUGGAAUACAUGAUUUGCUUCUACAGCUUCGAGGUUCAGUGGACGGACAGUGAUGGACUUCUGGCAAACACAGAUGAUCAGAUUUGUUACAGCUACUCCUACGGAGUGAGAGCAGUUGUCCAGUGCAUCCCUGCUUGGUUGCGAUUCAUCCAGUGCCUGCGCCGGUACCGCGAUAACAAACGGGCCUUUCAUCUGGUUAACGCUGGAAAAUAUUCCACCACCUUCUUUGUGGUGACAUUUGCAGCCCUCUACAGCACUCAUAAAGCUAAAAACCACAGCGACACCCAAGUGUUCUUCUACCUGUGGAUUAUCUUCUAUUUCAUCAGCUCUUGCUACACCCUCAUCUGGGACCUGAAGAUGGACUGGGGUCUCUUUGACAAAAAUGCUGGUGAAAAUACCUUUCUUCGAGAAGGAAUUGUCUACCCACAGAAAGCAUACUACUAUUGUGCCAUUGUUGAGGACGUGAUCCUGCGCUUUGCCUGGACCAUCCAGAUCUCCCUCACUUCCAUGCAGAUCUUUCCACAUGCUGGGGAUAUCAUUUCUACUGUGUUUGCCCCACUUGAGGUUUUUAGGAGGUUUGUCUGGAACUUCUUCCGUCUGGAAAACGAGCACCUGAACAACUGUGGUGAGUUCCGUGCCGUCAGGGACAUCUCCGUGGCACCGCUCAACGCCGACGACCUGACGCUGUUGGAUCAGAUGAUGGACCAGGAGGACGGCGUGCGGAACCGCCGCAAGAACAAGCAGUGGAAGCGCAGCCAGAGCAUAUCCUUGCGCAGACCUCGCCUGGCUUCACAGUCCAAGUCUUCUGACACAAAGGUAUUGAUAGAGGACCUAGCAAAAGAAGUGAACACAUGAAGCAGCCACGAUCUCUUAUUCAGCAUCCUUUGUUUUCUCGUUCUGCUCCCCUCUUCCCCAAGUAACCCAAUCUCUGGUACAGUUCCAGCUGCAAACAGGAGAAAACACUGAACACAUUUUCCGAGCUCUUCCAGACCAGAUCCUAUGGACUCCAACAAGCUCACUGUGUUUUGUUUCUUUUCUUCUGCGUUAAUUUUGAUGUCCUAUUUUAACAAACAAACAAACACAAAAUAAAACAUUUUACUUUCUUUUGCCAAUAAAGAGGACAGUUCAGGAAA